AAGUGUUUAUAGUACCAAAUAACAAAGUACAAGAUUUGCAGAAAAGGCGAAAGGAAAUGUAGUUUGUAUUAAUUUUUUUCUUCUUCGGGGAGACGUUAGAGGUUCUCGCGAGAAAAUGGACCAGCUCGGGAACCUGCUGUUGUUACUAGUGUGUGGUGUGACGCUGAUCUACGCCGCCAUUGAUGAUGGCGUUGGGUCUGAUCCCCCACCUGGGAUGGAGGGCUUGGUGGUAACACAACCAGCAGCCUCAGAACCACUGACAGGGGUUGAGCUAAGUCCCACACCACCAAAGGAUCAACUCCUCAAGUGCCAUUGCUCAGACUGUGAAAAUGAAAUGUGUGUGACUGAUGGCUACUGCUACGCGACCAUCAUAAUAGACAGUUCAGGAGAGAAGAGCAUAUACAACAAGAAGCAGGCGUGUUUGGACAAAAACGAGCCGUCGGCUUACAAGUGCUGGAAGCCUGGAGGCUUCUACCACAAAGUGUACCGAUAUGGACUGGAGGAAAAUCUAUCAUGCUGCCGCAACAUCGACUUCUGUAACCUCGAGUUCCCAUCUGCUUCCCCUGGGGGGCCACCCCAGCCUCGCUUGUUUCCAGAGGCUUCCUCCUCGGAUGAGCCUGGCCAGAGGGGUGGGGAAGACCGAACCUCAAGUUGGCAGACAUGGAAUCCAGCAUUAGCAAGUGCCGUGGCAUUGUGCGUCUUACUGACAGCCGUCCUGGUGGCUUUUUUAUGCUAUUGGCAUCACCGCAAGGAACGCACAGAAAGAAUCAGACACGGUUUCCCAGACGUAGAGUCAAUUCUAGAUCGAUCGGAAGUUCCACUCAUGGGCUCGCAUACACCUAUCAGAGAAUUCAUGGAUUUGACCUCAAGUGGGUCAGGCUCUGGUUUGCCUUUGUUAGUGCAGCGAAGUAUUGCGCGACAGAUACAGUUAAUUGAUAUCAUUGGCAAGGGUCGCUUUGGAGAAGUGUGGCGUGGAAGAUGGCGAGGAGAAUAUGUAGCCGUCAAAAUAUUUUCUUCAAGGGAUGAGCGUUCUUGGUUCCGUGAGGUUGAGAUCUACCAAACAGUGAUGCUGCGUCAUGACAACAUCCUUGGCUUCAUUGCAGCAGAUAAUAAAGAUAAUGGAACAUGGACACAGCUUUGGCUUGUGACCGACUAUCAUGAAAAGGGCUCACUGUUCGACUACUUGAUGCGGUAUACAGUUGAGACAUCUGGAAUGAUUCGAAUGGCUUUAUCCAUUGCAACAGGCUUGGCACAUCUCCACAUGGAUAUCAUGGGAAAUAAAGGAAAGCCAGCCAUUGCUCACAGAGAUUUAAAGAGUAAAAAUAUUUUGGUAAAGUCCAAUGGAAACUGUGCCAUUGCUGAUCUUGGCUUGGCAGUCAGAUAUGACUCAGCCACAGACAGUGUGGACAUUGUCCCCAACAACAGGGUGGGAACAAAACGAUAUCUUGCUCCAGAGUGUCUGGACGAGUCAAUGAACAUGAAUCAUUUUGAUUCCUUCAAACGUGCAGAUGUUUAUGCACUUGGUCUUGUCUAUUGGGAGAUUGCAAGGAGAUGUAACACAGGUGGUGGAUGUGAAGAAUACCAGUUACCAUAUUAUGACAUGGUUCCUAAUGAUCCAACCAUUGACGAGAUGCGAAAAGUGGUUUGUAUAUACAAACAACGACCAGUCAUACCAAAUAAGUGGCAGUCCUGUGAGGACCUGCGAGUGAUGAGCAAGCUUAUGAAAGAAUGCUGGUAUCACAAUGCAGCAGCACGACUGACCGCAUUGCGCAUCAAGAAGACUCUUGCCAACUUGGGUGCUCAUGAUGACCUCAAGUGCUAAGAUACAAUGCCACAGAGGAGGAGAUUAUUAGACCUUGUGAUUAACUGUGUUCAAUUCCUUAAAGAUAGACAUCCAUCGGAUGCUACGCCCAGUAGAAUACUGUGAGAAGAGACACGGUGUAUAUGUGCAUGUCAGUGUGAGAGUUGCGUGUGACGCAAAAGCAUGUGUGAAUGAGUAAAAUAUGCACAUUUUUCUCCAUACUUAGGUAGUAGCUCAUAGGCUCAGCAACUGUGCACUCUGUUAUAACGAGGUAUGUAUAACACCAAAAAACAGUACUUUGAA
Molecule: messenger RNA, 2104 nt
Organism: Penaeus chinensis
Lineage: Eukaryota; Metazoa; Arthropoda; Malacostraca; Decapoda; Penaeidae
Product: TGF-beta receptor type-1-like
Exons: 13
Coding region: 116-1822 (568 amino acids)
Biological process (GO): activin receptor signaling pathway; nervous system development; protein phosphorylation
Cellular component (GO): plasma membrane; activin receptor complex
Molecular function (GO): ATP binding; activin binding; activin receptor activity, type I
Source: RefSeq, a predicted model, not a curated record